AUUUUUGAGGAACUGAAAGCAGCCAAGGGUGGUGGGGGGGAAAGGGAGGAGCACUAGGGCCAAGGUUACCCAUGAGAGUCCAGACAGCAGAAAAGCCCUGCUAGAGGAGAAACACAGAGAGAGAGGGAGAGGGAGAGACAGAAUAGGUGAGGUUAUUUUCUUUAAAUGACUUACGAUUAUUAAUAACCCGAGACCGAAAGCAACAACCUGGGGCGAGAGAAAAGAAAAGAAGACAAAGAAAAGACGCUGGAAUAACUGCCACACGGGCAAAGAGAAAGAGAAAGAGAGACAGAGACACAGAGAGAGACAGACAGACAGAGGCAGUUCAAAGGCAACCGAAGCGAAAGUUGACAGUUGACUGUUUACCCAGCGACGUCAAGAGAGAGGAACUCUUAAAGGGAACUCCCAUCUUAGAGGAGACGGAAGAGGGGGGGUUAAAAGUUAGAAACAAUAGCUGAAACACACACAUUGACUGAGAGAACUGGACUACAUGGACUACUGACACAGGGGAACAAAGAGCAUAGGUGAGAGGACCGCAGCAGCUUGUCCCAGCCUGGUCUUGUGUGUCAUUUAGACAGCAGGGGGGAGUCACACACAGGUCACCAGACAGUUAGCUCCAGCUGCGCCGCACCAUGUUGCUGAAGGAGUACCGCAUUUGCAUGCCGCUGACCGUGGAGGAGUACCGGAUCGGUCAGCUGUAUAUGAUCAGCAAGCACAGCUGUGAGCAGAGUGACGGGGGGGAGGGGGUGGAGGUGGUGCAGAACGAGCCAGAGCUACACCCGCAGCACGGCCCGGGACAGGUGACGGAGAAGCGCAUAUACCUCAGCAGCAAACUGCCAUCCUGGGCAAAAUCAUUCGUCCCGAGAUUCUUUUAUGUGACAGAAAAGGCCUGGAACUUUUACCCAUACACUAUCACAGAGUACUCAGUCUCCUUCCUACCAAAGUUCAGCAUCCGUAUCGAUACCAAAUUUGAAAACAACAAUGGACAAAAUGCAAAUGUGUUUGGAGACCAGCCGACCCCAGAGGAGAGUGUGUGUUUCCUGGAUAUCCUCACUGACCCCAUCCCUGAAAAGAACUACAAAGAGUCAGAAGACCUGAGCCGCUGGCAGUCCGACAAGACAGGCAGAGGGCCCCUGGAGGAGGGCUGGAGGGCCUCGGCCGAGCCCAUCAUGUGCUCCUACAAGCGAGUGAGCUGCAGCUUCGAGGUGUUCGGCGUGCAGGGCCGAACGGAGGAGUUCAUACACAAAAACAUUCGGGACAUUCUUUUGGUUGGCCAUAGGCAAGCGGUUGCCUGGAUCGACGAAUGGCACGGGAUGAGUCUGGACCAGGUGAGGGAGUACGAGAGGCUGCUGCAGGAGGAGACCAACAGCAAAGUCAAAUCGAGCCAGUGCGGCACAGGUCAACCGAUGGCCUCUCGCCCGACCAUUUCGCGCUCUGUCUCCGUGACCGAUGAUCGCUCGCUGACGAUGAUGGAGGGAGGAACUCAACCAUGACCGACUCCGAGCCCUCUCACCCCCGCAGCCCCAUACGCUUACAUUCAACCCCCGAGUGAUGUCUCACACACAAUCACCCCACACACACACAUGCAUACAGCCAUAAAACAUUUCCCAUGAGACCAAACCCAGAAGAUUGAUACAAUUCUAUCCAAAUCCAAUAGCAACCUCCAAGCGUUAUGCAGCUAAAACACACACACCCACCAACACCCAACCACCAACACACACACACACACACACACACACACACACACACACACACACACACACAUACACACACACACACACACACACACACAGACACACACACACACACACACACACACACAGACACACGCACCACAAACACACAGACACACGUACAAACACACAUAUUAACACAAACUACGCACAAAACCCUCUACCUUGCGUGUCCUCGACUGCCACCUUCAAGCCGACCUUGGGCCUUGGUCGAGAGCAGGCUAAGUGCAGCUUUAACUGCAGUGCAUCACCGCCGCCCUGCUGCGAUCCACAGGCCAGGAGGGCCCCCCCAUCACCAGGCCAGCGCCCCCCCCCCCCCAGCCCCCUGACCCCCCCGGCCCCCUGCCCCCCCGGCCCCCCAGCCCCCUGGUACCCCAGCUCACUCCAGCCCUGAAGCCUGGGGACAGGUGCAUGGGGAGUUUAAUAGAGUGGAUCUCAUAUGAGCGCAGUCAGGGGUUUAUGGGGACUGGGGAGGGGGGAGGGGGCUGCUGGGGGGGGCGGGGUUUACGCCGUCAAUGUUAUGGAUCUGUGCCGUUCACCAGCCCCAGCCAAUAGGUCAGGCCAGUGCGCUGACCGGGGGGGGGUAUUAAAGGGUUGUAUUGGUUCCUUGGUCGCUCUGCCGUGAUAUCUGCCCGAGUCAGGCCAGGGAUAACCUGCAAUGAUGAGCCAAUCAUACGGCCGCUUAUGAUAUGGAUGGGGGGGGUGAAAGGCCCGUCACCGUUGGAGAUCAACUGUGGUGAGAAUGAUAACUCGCAAAAUCCCGAUGUAAAAUAAAAGUGCUUUUGUUUUUGUAAUGAUCUUUUUAUGAACCAAUGAAAAAUACAUAGACAUUGUAAUAUUGAUCUGGAAGAUGUAUUAUCAAACCAUUUUGAUCAACUCUCAGGGUGCCUGUAUCAAUAAAAGAAACAGAUACACUUCUGCUCACUUCUUUCUGUC
This is a messenger RNA of Gadus macrocephalus (Pacific cod), 2669 nucleotides long. It is a transcript of the gene pitpnc1b, whose product is annotated as phosphatidylinositol transfer protein cytoplasmic 1b. Gene Ontology annotation, biological process: phospholipid transport. Gene Ontology annotation, cellular component: cytoplasm. Gene Ontology annotation, molecular function: phosphatidylinositol transfer activity; phosphatidylinositol binding. NCBI's taxonomy places the organism in Eukaryota, Metazoa, Chordata, Actinopteri, Gadiformes, Gadidae. The coding region runs from base 633 to 1493 and encodes 286 amino acids. The transcript has 10 exons. The record is from RefSeq and is a predicted model, not a curated record.